AUGCCAAGAAGCGUUGCCAAGACGGUUAUCUCGGAGAGUUGGCAGUUUCCAACCCUGGGCUCCCAAGACUUUUCGAUGGGAGUCUUGGAAGAGCCUCCAGAGGCUGCAGAGCGUUAA
Molecule: messenger RNA, 117 nt
Organism: Colletotrichum abscissum
Lineage: Eukaryota; Fungi; Ascomycota; Sordariomycetes; Glomerellales; Glomerellaceae
Exons: 1
Coding region: 1-117 (38 amino acids)
Source: RefSeq, a predicted model, not a curated record